UCCUUGUCUUUGAGAUUAAAAAUUAAUUGAAUUACCUGCAUGUAACUGCUAAAUCCAGACGUUUAAUGUUGAGGCACCAUGCCAGACCGUGGAAGAUUUAACGAAUGGGGUUGUGAUGGCCCAGGUUCUUCAAAAAAUAGAUCCAGCUUACUUUGAUGAAAAUUGGCUGAACAGGAUCAAAACAGAAGUAGGAGAUAAUUGGAGGCUAAAGGUAAGCAACCUGAAGAAAAUUUUAAAAGGAAUACUGGAUUACAACCAUGAGAUUCUAGGGCAACAGAUUAAUGACUUCACCCUUCCUGAUGUUAACCUGAUCGGAGAGCAUGCUGAUGCUGCGGAGCUUGGGAGAAUGCUUCAGCUUAUUUUGGGAUGCGCUGUGAAUUGUGAACAGAAGCAAGAGUACAUCCAGACCAUAAUGAUGAUGGAAGAAUCGGUUCAACAUGUUGUCAUGACAGCUAUUCAGGAGUUGAUGAGUAAAGAGUCUCCAGUCUCUGUUGGAAAUGAUGCUUACGUUGACCUUGAUCGGCAGCUGAAGAAAACUACAGAAGAAUUAAACGAAGCACUAGCAACAAAAGAAGAAAUUGCCCAGAGAUGUCAUGAGUUAGAUAUGCAGGUUGCAGCCCUCCAGGAGGAGAAGAGCAGCUUGCUCGCUGAGAACCAGAUUUUGAUGGAACGUUUAAAUCAAUCUGAUUCUAUUGAAGAUCCCAACAGCCCUGCAGGUCGUAGGCACUUGCAGCUGCAGACACAACUAGAACAGCUCCAGGAGGAAACAUUCAGAUUAGAAGCUGCCAAAGAUGACUAUCGAAUACGCUGUGAAGAACUAGAAAAGGAAAUUGCUGAAUUGAGACAACAAACAGAAGAGCUUACUACAUUGGCAGAGGAGGCUCAGUCUUUGAAGGAUGAGAUAGAUGUACUCAGGCAUUCUUCUGAUAAAGUAGCCAAGUUAGAAAGCCAGGUAGAGUCAUACAAAAAGAAACUGGAAGACCUGGGUGAUUUGCGACGGCAGGUGAAACUCUUAGAAGAGAAGAAUACAAUGUACAUGCAAAAUACUGUGAGCCUGGAAGAAGAACUAAGGAAGGCCAACGCAGCACGUGGUCAGCUGGAAACAUACAAGCGGCAGGCAGUUGAACUACAAAACAGGUUAUCUGAAGAAUCCAAGAAAGCUGAUAAAUUAGAUUAUGAAUGCAAACGACUGAAAGAAAAAGUAGACAGCCUCCAAAAAGAAAAAGAUAGAUUAAGAACAGAAAGGGAUUCUUUGAAAGAAACCAUUGAAGAGCUUAGAUGUGUACAAGCUCAGGAGGGUCAACUCACCACUACAGGAUUGAUGCCUCUGGGAAGACAAGAGCCUUCAGACAGUUUAGCAGCAGAAAUCGUUACUCCUGAAAUAAAGGAGAAACUCAUUCGCCUUCAGCAUGAGAACAAGAUGUUAAAGUUGAACCAAGAAGGUUCUGACAAUGAAAAGAUCGCCUUGUUGCAGAGCCUUCUUGAUGAUGCAAACUUACGGAAGAAUGAAUUGGAGACAGAAAACAGAUUGGUAAAUCAGAGACUUCUAGAAGUGCAGUCCCAGGUUGAAGAACUACAAAAAUCUUUGCAGGAUCAAGGUUCAAAAGCUGAAGAUUCAAUUCUUCUGAAAAAGAAACUUGAAGAACAUCUUGAGAAGCUCCAUGAAGCUAACAAUGAGCUACAGAAGAAACGAGCUAUUAUUGAGGAUUUGGAACCAAGAUGCAAUAACAGUUCGCUCAAAAUUGAAGAAUUACAAGAAGCUUUACGGAAAAAGGAGGAAGAAAUGAAGCAAAUGGAAGAGCGAUACAAAAAAUAUUUGGAAAAGGCCAAAAGUGUCAUCCGCACCUUAGAUCCUAAGCAGAACCAGGGUGCAGCUCCUGAGAUUCAGGCUCUGAAAAAUCAGUUGCAGGAGCGGGACAGAAUGUUUCAUUCAUUGGAGAAAGAAUAUAAAAAAACAAAAAGUCAAAGAGAAAUGGAGGAGAAAUUUAUUGUUAGUGCCUGGUACAAUAUGGGAAUGACUCUGCAUAAAAAAGCAGCAGAAGAUAGACUGGCUAGUACAGGCUCAGGACAGUCCUUCCUGGCUCGACAAAGGCAAGCCACGAGCACAAGGAGAUCUUACCCUGGUCAUGUCCAGCCAGCAACAGCAAGGUAGAGAAGCCUUGCCCUUAGAAAGAAAACUGCCCUGUGAUCCAGGCCAAUUCUGUUGCAAGUGACAACAUUCAAGGAAAAACAACCAGCAUCCUUUCUCUUUCUCCUGCUAUUAUUUUACAGUUCAGGAAAGGGUUUUAUUAUGGUUGCUCAUUGUUCUGUAAUGCCCUUUGCUUAUUUUUUUUGGAGUCCAUCUCUCUCUCUCUCUCUCUCUCUCUCUCUGCAUUUUUUGAAUGUGCCAAAGUUUUGAAAACAUCUAGAGGGGUGCUGUAUGAUAACAGAGUCUUAUUUGUAUGAAGUCUGGUCUUUUAUGAAAAGCCUGGUAUGGGCUGUGUAACAAUGUACAUUUCUUGUCACAGUUGAUACGUUUGUGCCUAUAAGGGUUGUUACGCUUUAUUCAAAGUCUUUUUUCAAAGGGAAUUAGGCUUUUUAUUUCAUGUGCUAACCUGUUGCUUAAAAAAAAUGCUGAAAACUCAUUACAGAAAUGCAAAAUUAGUAUAUAAUAUUUUUGUGAAAUAUAUUUGCUACUAAAAAACUUACCAAUGGCAAAAAGAAUGUGGGUUUUUUUGUUUUGUUUUGUUUUUUUAAUUUCCUACAUGCGGUAAUUUGCUCUUAUUCUUGGCAUUUAAUAGGGAAGCAGGAUGAUUUUUUUUUUUCAGGUUUUUCUUUAUCUACUGGUGUUAUGUCUUUUGCUGGCAGAGCUGAAUAUUUUCAAAUGGUUUGUUCCACUCUUCUUGGUCAAAUGUAUGCUUAAUAUAUAUUAUAAAAGGAUUGAGAAAUAUUUAGAAUGCUCUAAUAUGCUACUGCAUCAUCCAUUUAAAAAGGACACUUGUUUUAAAAUUUUAUGAUUGUGGAUGAACAGUACAUAAUGGAUCAAGGCCGCAAUUAAUAUUGUUGAUGUUAAUGUAUUCCAGUUGUCAUCCCCUACUAAAAGACUUGCUUUUAAUAUAUUGAUUCAGGGUAUAAUUGUAUCAGUUGCCUUACUAAUGGUACCAGUGCCUUCAGGUGAGUUUGUUGCUGACAUUGUUGGAAACUGGCUGUAAUUUGUUGUACUGCCUUUUUGGUGUGUAGCUGGUUAAUUGUACAUCACUCAUUGUAGCACCUUCAUGUUGAUCAGCAGGGUGGAUGGUGGCCCCUACUAUUAAUUUAGGUUCUGUUCCUACGAAGUUCUGCUUUUUCCCUAUCAUUUUUGUCAAAGAAUUGAUGGACACAGAGGACCUGAGUAUGGGUUGAAAGUUUCAUAUACAUACAUCUUGUGGUGAUUCAGUUUUAAACAUUUUUCAUUUAGAGACUGUUUGGACCCUAAUGCACACGCAGUCUGAUUUAUAAAUUUAUUCUUUUACCUUAUGUUAAUGCCCUUCCAAGUGAAGACAUUUUUUCAUAAAUCCCUUUAGAGAAAAGAGAUACUCGCAUUUAUUAAUCAUCUGAAGGUCUAUGUUAAUUCACAACUUGGGUGGAAUGAGCAAAGGGUAAUUAAAACAAGCACACCUAGAUUAAAGGGUAAGGAAGAGGUGAAUGACACUUUUAGGUACUGUUUUAUCCUCAAAUACAUCAUCUGUUUAAAUCUAGGCUAAGAAAUGCAUUCAAUAUGUGUCUGAAAAAAUUUGUCAGUUCUGAUUCCCCCCCCCCAGUAAUAUGAAAACAGAUGCUGAAGUCUGUUAACUGCAUAUAGGUUUGUCUUUUAUUGCUCACAUUUGGGAAAAAAUGAUGUUCUAAAAAUUCUCUUUACUUAUUCAACGUAUGACAUGUCUGGGCUAUGCUUGCAAGAUUAGAUAAGACAGUGACAGUAUCUUCUUCUGUGCAGAAGGGUAGCCAUGUAAAGGAAGUUUAGGACAAUUUCUGUAGCUCAGUGAGGUGAUACUUGGUUUGCUGUCUCUUACUGAGAUACAGAAUAUUAAAGGGACAAGAAGUCAUAUGUGUUAUCUGGCAAGAUGACCACAGUUCGUGUGGAACGUCUUUUACUGAUCUUAUUGUGCAAUCCAAUCUAGUCACUUGAAGAACUCUUUACUGCAUGCCAUGUGUGAACAGGAGCAAAUAAGAUCACUUCUCUGAGGGAUUUUGUUGUUCUUGUUUGAGAUUACAGCAUUUUAUAUCACCCAGAGAAAGAACCUAAGAAUACCUGAAGCUCCAUUUUUAUUUUAAUCUGGCUGGCUCUGUCUGUUACCAAACUGCCAAAGCCUAUUUGUGAAAGCAGGGAAUACCAGGACCUUGAUGGGAAGUUUUAUCUCUUAAUUUUGUCUAAGAAUUUAAUUUCCUGCUGCUAUUAAUUAGGUGCAGGUCUAAAAUACCUUGAACGCAAUCUGCACACUAGAAUAAAACUACUUGCUUUUAUUAUUUUAAUAUUUGUUUUACCAUUUUGCCUCCAAAGUUUUGAUGACAGGCAAAUGCCCCUGACGGUUAGGAGAUGAACAAAUGCUUAUUAGAAGGCUCAUUUUUAGCUUUUACUUUCCUAUCUCUCAUGGCUUCUUUUGCUUCUUGGUGGUUGUUGGCUUUUAUCUUCUGCUUUGUCAUUCUGGUUGGUCUUUCCUUUUCCCUUAAGAUAAGACACUGAAGUAUUCUAUAGUUCCCUUCAAGAAUAUAUAGAUAGCAUCAUUAUAUAGCAUCAAAGAGCAAAACAAGACUAACAUUGAAUCUGUGCUUUACUGUUGCUCAUAGUAAUUGUUAGGCAAGACUGAACAAGCAUUUUGUCUUUUGAGAAUUCACAAACUUGUAGAAAUUCUGGUAUUUCCCAGAAUUUUUGUUGAAUAUAAAUAUCUAAAAAUAUACUGCAAUCUUACAGAAAUAUACUCUGUUGCUAUCCAGUUCCAGUAAGUCAUUUGUUCUAUUGUCUAAUGGUAAUCAUUAGGAAUUUAAUUCCUUGUUCUUCAGUGUUUUAGUUCCAUUAUUUGCUGCAUACAUCAAUUCUUAAUCUUUGGGUGUGGAUGAAUGCAGGUGGUGAACAUCAUUAAACCUUCUCUCUCACAAGAACAGCUUCUUUAUUGAAAGGGUUCAGCUUCAUUAUUUUCCUUGCCUGUUAUGUAGCUUUGGAAGUAGUGUGGUAUUAAGAAAAAGAAGGGGCUCAGAGUGUGACUUCAGGGAAUAAGCACAUGUAUAGAUGAGCUACCAAUGAAUGCUGUCUAUUUGUCUUAUCUUCAGUAAUAAAAGAAUAUAAGCAAAAAAACCCUGUAAAACAGAAUUCUCUCAGUACAUUAGAUACUUCUAAGAAGCUUUUAGGAACACUUUUUCUGGGGCAACAAGGACUAUUUACAUCAAAAUUGUAGUGGUAAUUAUUAAACCAAUGCUAUAUCCUGUCCUGAUACACUACAAAAAAACCCUGCAGAUUGAGGUUAAAGACAAAAGGUUCUCCAGGGCAGCGAUAAAACAGCUAAAGAGUUCAUGAGGGUACAUUCCUGAGCACUGUGCCGAGGAUCUGCCCAAAAUAAUCUUUCUGAGAUUUUAAUUAAUGCUAAUAAAAGGUAACAGUUAAAUGGACGAAUAUUUUCAUUGUUCAGAGCUGAAGCUUAGUUUCUGGUCUUAAGAUGUGUGUGCAGUCCAGUUUGUAUACUUCCAUGGAGAGUUAACAUAUCUGAUCAGGCAUUACAGAAAAGAAUAUUCAAGUUCCCCAUUUUCUUGAUAGCAACACGUAACCACUUGGAUCAUAACGUGUAUUUUCCAAGUGCUGUGAAAACUGAAGUAAUCUAAUUUAAAGGUUGUGUGUUCCACCCACAGUGCAAAGGAAAAUAAACGACUAGAGCACACAGCUUUAUAUAUUGUAAAAUGAAGUAAAUAUAUAAUGGCUACAAAUGCUUUUCAUUAUCUCUUUGGAAAUAAGCAAAUGGUAAUCUUGUCCUGUUCUGAUGACUCUUGAGAUAGCAGUAAUGCUUCUGCAAGUUUUCUGUGGCUUUCUAUUCAUGUAAGGAGCACCAGCAAUUUUAUAUUAAUUGUGUGUGAAAGAAUUAACAGUGAAUAUUCCUAUUACUGCUUUAUGAUGAUCUUAAAUAGUAAGUGGUAUGUGCAAGCUAUCAAGAAAAUUUAAGAGGAUUUGGCAAUUUUAAAGUCAAAAUUUUAAAAUUUUAAAAUUUCAAAGUAUUUUGACAUGUGCAAGUAGCUUUUGCAUUUCCUCGGUUCUCUACUAUGUGCAACUACCCACUUAGCAUCUUCCUGGAUGAUUUUUAGUGGGUUUAAUUGUCUUGAUGUGUUGACAUUUUCUGUAGAUUUGGUAAUUGGAAAAUAUUUUAAUUUCACCACUUGAUGUUCUUCUAGUUAGUGAUUUGGAGGAAGACUGUCCUGAAUGUGGCUAAUUUUUCUUUUUCUUAUAAAGCAAAACAGUACCUGUAUUUUACUCAUUUUAUAGAGAUUUUUAUUCUUGCCCGACAUUCUGACUUUUUGCAAGGAUUGAUGAGGGAGGUAUUUUUGCACUCAGUCAGCUAUGCAAUACUGACUUCAUACAGGGUUUUGCACAUGUGUUUUAGGUAGAAUGUGGACUCUGUGUUUUGCAGUAAUAUUGUACUGAUAAACUUCGGUAUCUCCAAACCAAGUUUAGCAAAUUUUGCAGGCAUUUUCCUCGCUGGUAUUGUGCAAAUAAAUAGCUAAAAGAAGUUGUUCUGUCAGGAAAUACUUUCAAGUGGUGUUUUUUCCUCUAAGCCAAGUAGUCAUACUUCAGGGGUGUCGCCUAUGGAAUAGUUUGGUAGCUGGAUUACGACUGAAAGGUGAUCUCAGGAAAUCAAGCACUUACAAAGAAACCUUUUCAGAAGCCCUUCCUUAGAACAACUGUAUUAGCUGACGCUGGUAGUAUGAUACAUUUAGCAUUCUGUUAAAAUGAAGAGGUGAAUCGUUAUAACAGUUUUAAUGUAAAGAUCAGGUAAGCUAGAAAUUCGGUGAAUGAGGUUUUGAACCUUACAAACUGCACACAGCCCAGACACGUGUCCCCUCCCAAAUCUGAGCAGUCCGGCUCCCUUCUGUAUUGGCAAGAGCACUGCAUUUCGACUUUGUGCCUUGCAUCGGGAGAAAGAAGUGAAAUCUUGCGUUAUCUCACAGGUUGCUGUAGGAGCAAGUAACAAAUCUCACUUGUGCUCAGAACAUCUCCACAAGCCGAAUCAUAUUAUUGGCUUGUGGCAGAUGUCAGAUUCUAGGUAGGAUCCUAGCCAUACCUCUAGUUUGUCACUUUCAAGGAAUCAAGAAAAUGUUCUGACAUGACUGAUUGCAUUGCCUUGCUCCUGUGAUCUUUCUUCCCCCUGGAAGUCCAGAAAAGGAGCAGAAGCUCGUCAGUGACUCCGCAGGCUAUAAGUAAAAAUAAGGGGUGAUUUCUUUGGUUUGAAGGUGGAGGAGACAGAUGCAAGCAACUAUUAAGUACAAAAAUCUGAAGAGCAGUAUGUCUUUCACCAUUUUGCUUUUUUGGUGUUAAUUUAAAAACAGUGAAACAGAACCUCAGCUUUUGGAGCUGUUUUGUUUUGUGUUUUGUUGGGUUUUUUUUAAUUAAUUUUGAAUUGCAGUUGAUUAAGUAUUAGAGGCCUUACCUAUGUGAAUAAGGCAGAAGCUGUCAUUACUAGCCACAGCAACCUCAGACUUCUUGCAUCUGGUACAGUGAACCCCCAGAGAUUUUGACUGUGCCCCCAGCUUCAUUGCACCAUUAGACGUUGAGAACUUACCUAGCUUUGUCCUCUGUUUUUCCUUGACUUUACUUUGUGGAUUCAUUGAAAUAUUGGGACACAAAGUUCAUUUUUUUAAAUGUAUCAGCUCAUUGAAUUAGGUAAUGAAGGAGUGUCGAUUGAGGAGCUCUAGAAAACUUGACAAAUCAUACAGUCCCACGGGGCAUUGAAGCAACACCUGGCAGUAUAGCCAAGGCAGCUUCCCAGACAAAUUGUUCUGGUGUCAGAUUGUAGUCAGUGGAUCAGUAGGAGCUCAUGAUAACUGCUGUAAUUGAAGUCCUCAUCUAGUAGUUGCUAGGGGAUGCUUUGCUGUUAACUUUACUAUGGCCCAGAUUCUAACCUUCACUUUUAGGCCUUGCCAAGGUAAUGCAGGACUGUCCUGAAGUAGAUCUCUGCAUUAGUUGGCUCUGGUGGCAAAUCAGGAAUUUCCUCUACUGCUGUUUGCUGUGUGUAUAAAGUCAUUUGGAAAACUGCAUAUCCUUCAGUCUCCUUUGCACUGCGUGUUGGUUCCAGACUGAAAGCAGAUUCCAUUUGUCAGAUAAAAAUUUCCUGCUGCUGUCUUGUUGCUUUGGAUCUCGGAGAUUGGUCCAUACAACAGAAAACCAUUGCUAGGAGAGGGAAAUCCAGGACAGUUGGGAAGCCUUUCCUGUCUGGUGGUGACUUUAUGCAUUGCUUCGCAUUAGAGAGGUCCUUUACUAUCAGAUGAAGUUAGAAUAUCACAUUUCAGAAAGAGCAACAUGGUUAUUCUAAUCGUUACAAAAGUGGUCAUUUGUCAGCACUUUGAAGAGCUGUCAACUACUGUAGCAUGGCACAAAUCUGAAAUACUGCAAAAGCAAGUAUUUCCACAGGUACAGGAUAGCUUAUUCUGCAAAUAGAACUUGAAUCCCUAAUGAUUAUCCCUAACUUUAAGAGAAGAGAAAAUCAACAUAGAGGCCAAUUGUUAGCUUGUUAACGUGCUCGUGGUGUUAGCGUGAUCGUGAAAAUGAGCAGAAUUUUAAGAGAAAAUCCCAAAUGGUGUAAUAUUUAUGGAGUUACAAAACAGCUGUACUGAGACCAUCAGACUUGAUUUGGAUUUGAAUAUAACAUUCGUUAUGUAAUUUAAAAUUUUGUAAAGCAGAGAUUAUAGUUCUCAGUCACCAAAGAUUAGUAAGCAGGAGAGUAAACCUAUUUCCUGGAGGUAUCAGUGGUUUCGAGAGAGAUUUUAAAGCUUUUAUUUAGCAAUAUCAGUAAAAUCUUGGAAUAGUUAUAAGCAUGACAUUAUAAGGCUGCAAUUCUUAGAAUUUAUAGUCCACUUUGUAUUCUCUGGUUGUAAGAGUUAUAAAAAUGCAAAGUGGUGUUAAUACAGCUCUGGAAGAUGCUAUGUUGAAAGGCUCCUUUAAAAAAUCUAAAGGAAGUACCAUGGAGAAAGACAUAGAAAGAAUAGAUGCAGAAAGAAAAACAGACCUUAGCAGUAGAAGCCAGUAAGUAAUGAAGUUAGGAAAUCUGCAGGAAGAGAAAUCUGGAGGCAGUUACUUCAAAGCAGAAGCUUGGAAGAAAUAUUUGGGAAGAGUGUCUAGUGUUAGACUUGAAAGUGAGUAGACUGCGUUGCUCUGAUAGCUUUGGUGAUUGCGUUACAAAGUACUGCUUACAGUCAGCAGAUUGUUGGCUACAGAAAGCCUGGUCCAUCUUAGGACCAAACAUAGACUGAACAGGAAACAAGCAGUUGCUCAGAGAGGACAUGUGGCUGGGUUUGAGGUUUGGUUUUUUUUGCGUCAGAUUUGACUUGUGUGAGCAGUGCUCUGAAUUAAAAGUUCUUGUGUUGGUAGGUACCUCCAGAGAUGGCUAGGUUAGUGAAAAAGGCUGCCAUGCUUUCUGUGGCUUCAGUGUGCUGGAGUUGUCCCAGUCACUUCUGUGUGUUGAAAAAACAGAAGAGGACAGCGAGAAGUUAAGGAAGAUUUUAAGGGACGGAUAACCACUUGUAGUGAAGUAAAGCUCAUGAGAUUAGACACUGAAUAGUGAAGGAAAAUGGCUCGCUAAGAAAUAAACCCCCAGGCUGGCAACAAGCUUUCACUUAUAGCUGGAGUAUUUUGGACUGGCGAGGGAAGUAAGAAAGAGAAAGUCACUGCUCCAUAGACGCAUCAUCUGCUGCAUAAAGUGUCUCUUUCUGAAGAUGCUGCAGAAGCAAUGACAGGUUAUGCUGAGUGAAUUUACCCUCGCAUCUUGCAUCUCUGUUGUCUUCUGAAGUGUUGCUGCCUCAACAGGUAGCUUUAAAAUAUAUUAAUUUUGAGGCGUUCUCCAAGAGAAAGAAAUUGUCAGACAAUUUUUUUAGAACAAGAUUAGAAUUUCUAGUCAGGAAAGGGCACUGUCAGAUGAAUUUGUUACAUCCUUGAAAGAGAACAUACUGUCCUGAGUUUACAAAGCCUCUCAGAAGCACUAUUGACUCAGAGAAACCUACAGUGUCAUUUCUGUUUAUGUGCAACAGGACACUUGAAGUGCUACUAAAUACUGAGUCUGAACUAAGUAAUAGCCAGGUGAGACUAAAGGAGUAGACUAUAUUCAUUUAUGCACAAUAGAAUAAAUACAUGCUUAUGUAGCUUGAACUCUUAAUUCUUUAUAGACUAACUACAGUAAUCUUCAUAUUAUUAAUCCUGAACUCUGUAACUUCAUGCACCCAAGCAGUGCCAAGCAAGCUUAGCAGAGAAUGAUUACUCAAAAUACACUCUCGAGGUCUGCUUUGAAUGUGUUGAAUGUGUUAAAUUUUUUAAUUUUUAUUCCGUUUGAUUUAUGUCUCUGUGUUUCUAUUUGUUUUUCAACUAUGGUUAGUAUUCUGGGUUGGUGAAUGCGAAGGAAAAAAAGAGGGAUACUCAAGAUGCAGGACUUGUAGCAUAAAGACAGAUUUUUGCAAUGAGUCCUUGAGUUUAGUUAUAAAUAUUCUUCCUUAUCUAUUGAACCUGGAUUUUCCUGUCACAGGAACUGUUCUUAGAAUCAUUUUUGACCAGUGCAAUACUAGGGAGAAGGAAGUGGGGAGAGAAACAGUUUGCGUGCUUUGAUUUUGGUCUGGUGAAGUUGUUUUGCUCUUUGUAACGUCACAGUGAAUGCAAUGCAAACAUGAGAAUGAGCAGUCAGUGCUGUGCCAUGCUGUGUAGGGAUAGUUGUGGUACCUGGGGAAGCUGAAAGCACCAUAGCUGUGUUAGUAAAGCAUUCCACUUACCCAGUUACAUAGGUCAAGAAAGAGGGUGCUUCAGCAAGGAUGGAGAAAUAUGCCAACCUCUCCAAUUCUCUUCCAAACUUAGGUUCCCUUCCACAGCAUUGUGAUGUGCUCUUUGGGCUGCUCAGUGGCUCCUACUCAGCUUAUUUUAACAAGAAUACAUAUAAUUUUCUUGCGAUUCAAACCUGUAUUUGCAUGCAAUGAAUAGAACUUGCCAGUGUAGUGUGGCAGUGAUGCUGUUGUAGCCUCACGCACAGGAUGAGCUUUGACGAAACAUAAAUGCUUAAAGUCUUUGGUGGUGCUCAGAGCUCAAAGGCUCAGACGGAGUCAUUAUGACCCUGAUUGUCUUUUAGUGUGUAACCACACGCAGUAUUGGACAGGCACCUUUCACUUUAUAUUGCUUUGGUUUUUUUAACUGUUGUACUCUCAGACAGCAGGAAUGCCUGAGACUUUUUCAUCGCUGUGUAAACUUAGUUUCCAUAGCUGUGUUAGCUGAGAAUGGUGCCCUGAAGGACUUUACUCAGAAGUGUUUAAAUUUGUCUGAAUUAUGUCUAAAUUUAGAUAUUGUUCAAGGCUGUUCUGUUGCUCUUUCCAAUUACUGGUGUGUAACCUUCUUGUUAAUUUGAAGAGUUGCUCUGGCAAAGAUGUUUUCCCCAUGAAUUUGCACAACUCUAAGUAGAGACAGCCUUACUAAACUGCUCUGAAAAAUACCUGUUCUGUUCUCUGGGUUUUUUUAAUGGUAAUAUGUUAUCUGCUUUUUAACUUUCUUCUUUAUUCUUUUAUUUGCAGUGAUGUGGUUGCAUGACCUGCAGCAUUAUUAAAACAGGGACUGUUCAGUGCAUGACUUGCUUUUCUGUCCAGACUGCAUAACCAAAACUUAACCAGUUCUACACUUAAGACUCAUGGCCAUCUGAUUUCAAAGGGACAUCUACUUGCAGAGAAGCUUGCCAUCCUGGGGAGUGGCUUUCCCAUUUCCCGCUUCCAUUUACUCUUUCUCUUCACAAAAAGUCUCCUAUGAGGCUAGAAGAGAGGAAAUCCAGUAUUCAGAACUCGACAGGAGGCGUUCUGCAAACUGACAGAGCACUGUCAGCUCUCCAUUUUACUUCUGCCUGUCCACUUUAUUUAAUUCUGAUUAACAGUAUUAACACACAGACUUCCUGCAACAUUUUCAUAUACUGAACUAUAAAAAUCUAGUCUUAAUGAGUUCCUAAAAACACCUUUGGGUUAUUGUUAAAAUUUCAAAGCACCUGCACCCUUAAAGGAUCCACUUUGAAUCUUUAAAUAAUUAAAGCGAAGGAGGUGUUUUACCAGGAGAAAUGACUAAUGAAUUGCUGCUUGGCCAUCCCAUCUUCCUUAGAAAACCAGGCAAGGUUCGUCUGAUAAUCUCCGAGCCAGGCAAACUACCGGGUGGUAUUUUGUUCACAGACACUGCCUGCUUCCUUACUAUGUAUAUACACAGUAGUUUGUGGCUGUUGUAUUUUUCUCUCUACAUUUUAGCUGUGUUGUCCGUUUCUUUCAGAAACUUUUUUUUCAAUCUGUGUACAAUUGUUAAAACAAUCUGAGGAAAGAACGUGAAUGGAGAUAAGUUGGAAAGCCGUCUACACUUUCAGUAUUAUGCAGACUGUCCUUGCCAGUUUAUAGUUUGGGUCGUUUAUCUUUUACCUGUACUAUUUUUUUCUUUUUUUUCUCCUUAUCGCAGUCUUAGCUAUUUAAUUUCCAAUUGCACUAGCUUGGCUGUUCCUUUGUAUUAUGAAGUUUAGCUAUAAGAUUUGCCAUAUGUAGACAGUGUAACUCAAAAUGCUUUGUACUGCCUAUAUUAAUUUAAAAAGCUGCUUAUUUAAUAUUCUUAAAUAUCUGCACAUUUGUACUACUGUAUCUUUGUUUUGUAUUGGACAUCCAGUACUGGCAAGAUUCAGAAGGCGAGGGAGUGCUGUAGCGUUGUAAGUUAAGAGGUUUAUUGUAUAGGAGUUAGUAUGUAACACAUGGGGAAGGGGGCUUUUAAGCCAUAGGACUUGCCGGAAAAUCUGAAGAGUCUGAAUGAUGAGUACCGUAAGUGGUUUGGUUUAAGUCCAGUUCUAGAGAAAGCCCAUUCUUGCUCACUUGGAUCUUAAUCCUGCAAAAAUACAGACACGUAUGUACUCUGCUUACUCCAAGAAUGGUCUUGCUUAUUCAGGCAGUGGCAUAACCACCAGCCCUGUUUUCCAUGUGAGCACCCCUAUGCUGGAGAAAUAAUGUGUCCACUAGUCUCUGCAGUCACUUCUGGUCACAAAACACAGUGCGUGUCUCAUCCCUGGCCCGUCAAGCGGGGCUCUGGGCAGAGCUGCACCUCGUGCGCCGAGACACCUGCACGUGUUCAGUCCUCAGGGAGUCUGAUACCCGCUGUGUCGGUAGUGUUGUGCAGAAUGACUUGGAGAAAAGACGGAUCAUGUCCCCACCUCUGUUUCCACAGGGGGUCCGUGCCACCCGGCAAAGGGAAGGGCAGGUGGGAAUGGGCUCCAAGCAGGCCGUGCAGGAGAGGGAACGAUAAGCAUUAAGAUCCCCGUGAGAAGUGUGUGGCGUGUUCCCUUCUGGAUACCGUACCAGACGGGCGAGCCUGUGGCUGCCAGGUGCUCUGGCUGACAGCAGUCCGGAAAGACUCCCCGAGGGGGAUAUGUCCUUCCUGGUCCAGCAGGACCUGGGACAGUGAAGUCUGACGUGACCUGCGGGCAGGACCUGGGGUUCGGUGGUGGCAAGUCGGGUAUCCUGCAGCGGAGGCAGCAGCACUUUCAUCAGACUGAGUCCAGCAGAGAGCUAAAGGAUUUGUGUCUUUCCAGGCCCUAGCCAUUGAUCCCUUGUUACGUGUCAGGGCAAGCGUUACUAGAAAAACUUCUUUUUGUUGGGUGUUAAAGGCAUGGUUUGUUUCUCAUUUGCAAGUGCUGCUCCGGCUGGGACCACACCCUGCCCCAAGCCAGGCUGGGUGCAGGAUCCCUGAAAUCAGGGGCUCUGUGCAGGGCGGGAGGGGAUGGCUGUGUUUUUGUGCACCUGCCUGCACAGGUGUCCCGAGGUGAAGCCGAGCAGUACCUCAUUUCUCCAAGUGGUCUGUGCAAAUUGGAGACUAAGUAUCAGUUGUUCUUGAACCUGAAGACAUUUGUAUGUAAGUGUGUUUAGCUUGACAAAAAGUGUUUGAGUUCACUAAUGCAACAGAGCGAUGCCAGGUGGAGCCAGUAACUUUCAGCAAGUGAGCUGGCUACUUUAAUUAGAUUAGCCUAGCAUCUCUGUCAUGAAGUGAUUGUGAGCUCACAACUCAGAGGUGAUCUCCAGCAUGUCUCUGACAUACUAACUUCAUUUGUGCUGCAUAGAAAACUCUCUUACUUUCUUAGUAGCAGCUUGUUUGACAGUCCUGAAUUAAGUGUUGACCAAUUAUCAAAGUAGCUGUUUGUGAAGUUGCCAGUGAUAUAUUUUCUAUAAAAGAAUGGAUUCCUAGAGUGUCAAAACAUUAAUUUCCCAUUUCAGUUCAUCUACAAAUUGUGUAACUACCAGAUUGUCAUGGUAGCAGUAUUAAUAUACAUAUCUGUAUAUAGACAAAAAAAUAGUAAUGAUCAUUGGAAUCAAAAGGUUUAGUAUUUUUUCCCACUCAAAUACACUAAUGCUUCCAUGGUAACAGAAGAGUGUACAGUUGUUAAACAAGUUGUAAAUAAACGCUUAUAUA
Molecule: messenger RNA, 14650 nt
Organism: Aptenodytes forsteri (emperor penguin)
Lineage: Eukaryota; Metazoa; Chordata; Aves; Sphenisciformes; Spheniscidae
Gene: HOOK3
Product: hook microtubule tethering protein 3
Exons: 22
Coding region: 116-2152 (678 amino acids)
Biological process (GO): cytoplasmic microtubule organization; cytoskeleton-dependent intracellular transport
Cellular component (GO): centrosome; cytoplasm
Molecular function (GO): dynein light intermediate chain binding; microtubule binding
Source: RefSeq, a predicted model, not a curated record